Messenger RNA from Paraphaeosphaeria sporulosa, 718 nucleotides. RefSeq lists its product as uncharacterized. The coding region runs from base 1 to 690 and encodes 229 amino acids. The record is from RefSeq and is a predicted model, not a curated record. Lineage: Eukaryota; Fungi; Ascomycota; Dothideomycetes; Pleosporales; Didymosphaeriaceae. The transcript has 6 exons.
AUGCGCUACACACUCGCCGCCUUCGCCAUGAUGGCUUCGGCCGUAUUUGCCUUCCCCAUGGCUCUGGACACUAGUGCUGGUCACGUUGCUGCUCGCGGAACUGCGAACACAAACGCUGUGAACUGGAACGAAUGGAAGAGGAACGGCGGCUGGAAGGACUACGACACGUGGAAGGAGUACGCCGAGAAAUAUUGCCCGUGGAAGGACGAGGGAUACGGUUCGUGGGAUGAUUGGUGGAACAAUGAUGGAUACCAAUGGUGGCGCAAGAUUUCGGGUGACAAGAGCAACAAAUGGAGCAACGGCAACGACUUCGACUCCUGGUUCAAGAAGGACGGCUAUAAGACCGUCGAUCCGUGGAGUAAGGGUAGCGACAGCAGCAGCGAUUGGUACCAGGAUGAGAACGGCGUCGGAUGGCAUAAGAAGGACGGAAAGUGGGUGGAGGACGACGACGACAGCAGCAGCUCCUGGGGAAAGACGGACGACUCGUGGAGUGAUGGCGAGGAUAAACCCUCCUGGGACGGCGAGGAUGACGACGACAACGAGUGGCAAGUGUUCAAGGACGAAACCGGCCAAGGAUGGCACAAGGACCAGUCGAGCGGGAAAUGGGAGAAAGACUCCUCUGAAGACUCUGGCGAGUGGAAGAAGGGAGCCGAUGGAAAGUGGUCUAAGGGAUCAUCCGACAGUGCCUAGUGGGACCACUAGACGGCGCGAUGGUAGC